Messenger RNA from Numida meleagris (helmeted guineafowl), 7137 nucleotides. It is a transcript of the gene OPRD1, whose product is annotated as opioid receptor delta 1. The transcript is spliced from 2 exons. Lineage: Eukaryota; Metazoa; Chordata; Aves; Galliformes; Numididae. Gene Ontology annotation, biological process: G protein-coupled opioid receptor signaling pathway; neuropeptide signaling pathway. The record is from RefSeq and is a predicted model, not a curated record. Gene Ontology annotation, cellular component: membrane; neuron projection. Gene Ontology annotation, molecular function: neuropeptide binding; G protein-coupled enkephalin receptor activity. Bases 2077 to 3186 code for a protein of 369 amino acids.
CCCUAGAAUGGCUCCCAGGGGGCUUCUCUGGGGUUUGUUGCAUGAGGUGGGGGCUCAGCCUCCUGAAAUCGAAAGUCUCGAAGCUUUUGGCAUCUGUGUGCAUUCAGCAGAAAGCAAGCUGAGGACAGAGCAGUUCCCUGCAUGAGUGGGUGGCUCCGUGUAGGGUAUAGGCUUUGCAGGGGGAAAGCUGCACGGGAUGGGGCUGUCAGUGGGGUCAAAAGCACAGCCUGCAUCCAGACCACUCUGCAGGGGGGGGUUGUGGCUGGGGUGCACCGGCAGGGCAUGGGGAUGUGGGGGGACGUGGGGACGUGGGGAUGUGGGGACGUGGGGACAUGAGGACAUGGGAACACCAUUCCCCAGUGCGCUGCAGGCUGCAGUGAGUGAGCCCAUGCAGGAUCCUGUGCACAGCCCUACACCUCCAUCCCUCCACCCCAGAGCCCAUCCCAACCAAAACCCAAAGCCCGGAGCACCCAAAUCAGGAGCCCAGAGCCACCACCCCCCGAGAGAUGACACUGUCAGCCGUGUUUAAGCCCCCCCCAGAAACACUGGUGGCAUUGGCAGCUUGGAAGAGGAGGGUCACCGCACUGGAUCCCCCCACUGGGCUCAACCCUGGGCUGAAUCCUGCCCCCAAACCAGCUGGGGGAGGGGGCACAUCUGGCAGCGGCUGCGGAAGCGCUUACCCAGCACUGCGCUGCACGGCCCGAGUCACACAUUUGUCCCCUUUGCGCAAAAAGCAGAGAUCAAAGAAGUGUGAAUCUACCUGGAAGGGCUAUUUUUAACCUGGGGGAGCCAAAACAAAAACUGACGGCCAGCAGAAAUCCUCGGGUUUUUGUUUAACCCAGCAGGAGACUUGGCUGAAAUAUGCGUUCACCAAAGAGCCCGGGCAACGACACGGGAAAGGGCUCCUCAAGGAAAUUUCAAAUUCAUGUUGUGCUUAAAAAGCAAAUUCAAAUCCGAUGUUCUCCCCCCACCCCCACCCCCCCGGGCAAGGGGCUGCAGCCGGAUGGUGCUCACUGCUGUGCAGAGCCUCAUUUCUGCAGUUCUAUCUCUGACAGCACGACCCAGGGGCUGUACCCCCCCGGUGGGGUCUCAUUCUUCUGAUGGAGGGUGGGGAAAGCCAAAGGAAACGGAGCCCCACCUCGCCCCAAUUUGCUCCUUGCAUGAUGGAGUCAUUCUCCAAGCUGAGCCCCAGCAGCUCGGGGGUCAUCUCCCCCCAUGCCCCAGAGCCAAAUCCAUCGUCCACAGUGCAGCACCCUCCCCCAGUUCUCAGCCUGACCCCCUACAGAUGCUGCAAGCAGCUUUAUCCAUGCACAGAGAUGCUUUGCUAAUCAAUUAGGGUGCACCUCAAUGAACUGGGGGCUGCAGAAGAUGCUCCAAGCCAUGGGGUGGGCUGGGAAGGAGCGCAUGGAGGGGAUGGAGCUGCAAGCACAGCCCUGACCCCAGCACCCUGCAAACAACCCGGGGGUCCCCCCGAACACCGUGACCUUCAGGGACAUUCAUCUCUCAGCACCAGGUCCAGGCACUGCUCCUAUCACGACGUGACGAGGACCAGAGCUGGCAUGUCAGUAGCAGAGCAAAUGUCCCCGUGUCCCCGUGUCCCUGUGCCAUGCAUGGGGCCAGGCUUCCCCAGGAGCUCCCGCGGAGCAGCUCCGGCCGUGCUGGUGGUGCUGCUCCCAGCUGGCCUGCUUCCGGGGUAAUCGAUCCAAUUUCUGCAAGGAAACUCGACAGGGAAGCAGGCUGGAUAAUCACGAUUUACUGGGUGGAAAAUCAGAUAGAGGAGGUUUCAGGAGGUAGAGGACAUUGUGCAACCGAUUCGGGGAAAUGGAGUAAAUCGAUGUAAUUGGAAAAGAGAUUUAUUUGAAAAGCUCUUCUGAGCUGCUUUGAUCUCCAGCUGAAGGCAGGCAGAUGAAUGAGUGUUGCUUCUCUGGCCAGGCGCAUGGGAGAGGCUCCUCUUGGCUUCACCCAACGCAGCAGCGAGUCCCCAGCCCUUCCCAGAUGGGCACGUGGAACCAUUGAGUCACUACAGUUGGAAAAGACCAUGAAGAUCAUCUAGUCCAACCUCAACCCAUCCCCACCAUGCCCACUCAUAGAAUCACAGAGUCAUGCAGGUUGGAAAACACCUCCAAGGUCCCCAAGUCCAACCCCAGCCCAUCCCCACCACCAUGCCCGCUGAGCAUCUCCCUCCGUGCCAUGUUUGCUCAGCGAUACUCUCCACCCCUCCUCAAAUUCAAUAGGAAACCAGACCAGAAGGAUUUCUGGUUCCUUCAGCACCCGCCAGCCCCCUCCUCUACCCUCCCCUUCAGGUACACCAAGAUGAAGACAGCCACCAACAUCUACAUCUUCAACCUGGCGCUGGCCGACGCGCUGGCCACCAGCACGCUGCCCUUCCAGAGCGCCAAGUACCUGAUGGAGACCUGGCCCUUCGGGGAGCUGCUCUGCAAGCUCGUGCUCUCCAUCGACUACUACAACAUGUUCACCAGCAUCUUCACCCUCACCAUGAUGAGCGUGGACCGCUACGUGGCUGUGUGUCACCCGGUCAAGGCGCUGGAUUUCCGCACGCCAGCCAAGGCCAAGGUCAUCAACGUCUGCAUCUGGGUGCUCUCCUCCGUCAUCGGGGUGCCCAUCAUGGUCAUGGCGGUCACCAAGUCGAAAGACGGAACAGUGCUGUGCACGCUGCAGUUCCCCGACCCUCCCAUCUACUGGGACACGGUGACCAAGAUCUGCGUCUUCAUCUUCGCCUUCUUGGUGCCCAUCCUGGUCAUCACCAUCUGCUACGGGCUGAUGAUCCUGCGCCUGAAGAGCGUCCGUCUGCUCUCGGGCUCCAAGGAGAAGGACCGCAACCUGCGGCGCAUCACCCGCAUGGUGCUGGUGGUGGUGGCAGCCUUCAUCAUCUGCUGGACGCCCAUCCACAUCUUCGUCAUCGUCUGGACGCUGGUGGACAUCGACAAGAAGAACCCCUACGUGGUGGCCAGCCUGCACUUCUGCAUCGCGCUGGGCUACACCAACAGCAGCCUCAACCCCGUCCUCUACGCUUUCCUGGAUGAAAACUUCAAGAGGUGUUUCCGGGAGUUCUGCCUGCCCUUCCGAGCCCGCGUGGAGCAGAACAGCUUCUCCCGAGCGCGGAACACCACGCGGGAGCGCGUCUCCACCUGCGCCCCGUCGGACAGCCGCGGCCAGCCGGCAUGACUAGGCGUGGGUGAGCAGCGGGGCGCUGGGGAUGAGCCACGCUCCGAGGUCACCCAGGAGACCACCACCGAGCUCUAGCCCCGCUGGGACUGAACGCAAAUGGGCUGCGAGGGGUUUUCUUCUUGACGGGGACUCGCUGAGCAACAUGAGGACGCCCAUUGCGCGCGUAGGCUUUGGGAUGUCUUUCUGUCCGUGGAAAACCCAUCGGUGAUCGGUGGUUUACCGGAGACCUCCAAGACAAUGCUGGCCCCAGGGAGGACUUUUGAGUUGAUACUAUUGCUGUGCCAUCGGGAUCUCGCCGGCUGCCCUGUGCGUGGGUGCAAGGCCGGCAAUGCGGACACGGUGUCCCCAGCCCAUCCCUGCAGCCACACAGUGAUGCUGGAUUCCUGCAUCCUGCAGGGCAGCGGGUACCGCUCCCAUCCAUCUGCCGCCAGAGACAGCCAGCCCGAGGAAGAUCUCAUUACAGAGCAAUUGGGGAGUUUCUCGCAGCGCUAACGCGAUUAGGACGGAGCAUCCAUCCCUCGUCCUCUCCGGCACUGACAGUUCAUGCACUCACAGCCAUGCGAGGCAGAGCCCAGCCCAGGGUUGGGGUUGGAUGGGCGGAUGGACGCCCUGCUCCCCAGCAGCACCUCGAGGGGAGCGCAUCCUGCAGCAGCCACCAGCCCUGGGGCUCUGUGCUGCAUUACCGCCGCUAAAUGGGGACAGAUGCGUCCCUGGUGCCGCUGACCUUCCGUCCCCUCCACUUCCUGCAGCAGCUCCACACCCACGAGGUCACACAGCCCACGGAGGACAGGGCUCGGAAGGAGCGCUAAUGGCUUUUAUUGGACAAAUUGAUGGCGCUGGAGGAAGCAGGCGAGCGCGCGGGUGCACCUGGGGCGUGUGGGCUGGAAGGAGAGGCUGCCUCCUGGCUCUGGUUUUUUUCCAGUUGCAUCAAUUGAGCAUAAUGAAGGUCAUUACCUCCCCACACCAGCCUUACCUUGAUGCAGAGCGGCUGGGAAUUGCAGCCUGCCCCUUUGCAAGGCAGAGCCGACGAGGCAGCCGAGACCAAUUUCUUCUUCAAAGGACCAAAUGGGAUGAAAUUUCUCAUUGGGGUGAAAUUUCACAUCCAGGACCACUGGGGCACGCACGCAAUCUGUCUGCAGCGCAUCCCUCCCACCUGAGCAACACUUGGUCUGCUUGUGCAUCCUGCCAGGCUGAGCAUCAGCCCCGUGUGGGGUUGGGGUGUCCCUGUAGGGUUGGGAUGUCCCUGUAGGAUUGGAAUGCCUCUGCAGGGUUGGGAUGUUCCUGCAGGGUUAGAAUGUCCCUGUAGGACGGGGGUGUCCUGUGGGGUUGAGGUGUCCCUGUGUGGUUGAGAUGUCUCUGUCUCUGUAGGGUUGGGAUGUCCCUUGCAGAGUUAGGGUUUCCUGCAGGGUUAGAAUGUCCUUGUAGGAUUGGGUGUCCUGCAGGGUUGGGGUGUCCCUGCAUGAUUGGGCUGUCCCUGUAGAAUUGGGGUGUCCCUGUAAGGCUGGGGUGUCCUGCAGGGUUGGGGUGUCCCUGAAGGGUUGAAACAUCCCUGCAGGGUUGGGGUAUCCCUGUAGGAUUGGGGUGUCCUGCAGGGUUGGAAUGUCUCCGGGGGUUGGGAUGUCCUUGUAGGAUUGGUGUGUCCUGCAGGGUAGGGGUGUCCAUAUAGGAUUGGGGUGUCCUGCAGGGUUGGGAUGCCCUGGGACACCAGGUGCUGCAUCACAAGGGACACAGGGAGGUGACCCCACCACCACGGCUCCAUCCACGAGGCCACCAGCGCUGAGGACCAUUUCCCACGCCACGGGGCCCUCUCCGCUCUCUCAGCCUGCUGGAAGACGUGCUGCAGUGCCCUCAAAGUGGGUUAAAAGGCUCUUGGUCAUUAUUUUUUAAACUCAGCCACGCUCCGGCAGAGCUGGAGCCCAGGAUGCAGGCGGAGGAGCACGGGGAGAAACGGAAAGCGGAGGAAAAGCUUAACCCUGCUUCCACCCCAUCGGCGAAUCGGGAUGCUCACGGGGAGGGCACUCUGCACGCUCAUACACACAUCUAUCUAUGUACAUGGCUCUACCUAUAGGCAGACCCCGCGUCCCCAUCCCCGUCCCCUCCGCUGUGUCCCAGGGAUGGCACUGGGCCCCCCCCGGUGCCCACCCCCCUGCCCCAAGCCCUCGUCACUCGGUGGCAUCACCGUGCAGGAGCUGAGCAUUCUGGAAAAGGAAAGAGGAGAGCCAAGAGCUUCCAGCGCUGCUUCCAUUCCCCAAAGCUGAAAAGGAGAGGGGAUGCAUUGGGGGGCAGCGGGGAGGGGCUGUGCCCCCCGGGGCUGCCAGAUGGGGGGGAGCACUGGGAUCCCAGCGCUGAGCGCACGGAGGCGGUGGCACUGCCGGGUCCCUCUGCGGUCGUUAUUGCAGCAGCACAGCACCCAGCUCCGGGCCGAGCCACGCUGGUAAUCUAAAUGCAAAUGAGGAUUUAGUGCAAAUGGGAACGGAACGGGGAGUCGGAGCCCGUAACUCUCCUCGCACUUAAUGAGACGGUGGAUUCUGCAGAGGCAGAAGGAUGCAGCGAUGUCACAGCACGGAGCGAUGCAGCGGUGCUUCCCCGCAGCUCGUGUGCACCCAAAGCCAGUCCCAGGGAACGGCAUUUGCAACCCGAGAAGACGUUUGCUAUUGGAACACCUCCUUUUUUUGUUGUUGUUGUUGUUGUUUUGUUAAUUAAUCCAUUAAAUAAUGAGCCCUCAUGCAGCACGCUUGAUUCCGACACGUGUGAUUAAUGACGCGGCCGCCGGGUUCUUUGUCUGCAGCGAUGCUGUCAUUGCAUUAUUACGCACAUGGCCAUGACUUCGUGGUGCGGAUGCAGAGUUCCCCCCCCCAUAAAUCCCCCAGAGCAGCCCAGGAUGUGCUUGGGCUCUCAGAGAUGCUCCUGGCUUCACUUAAAAAGCAAAACCCAACUCGUCGUGAAUAAUGACUGAGGCUUGCCAUUUUGUCUCCCUCUCCUUUCCCAGCUGCAAACCCUGCACAGCCCCAAUGCGCAACAGCACAGCCCUGAUGCACGAUGGCACAGCCGUGUGCUGGGAUGCAAUGGUUGCAUUCCCCCCCUGGGUGCCACGCACAGGGCUUGGGGAGGUGGUGCUGAACGUGCCCUGAGCAUCUUCCACCGAUGCUCAAACCCCACAGUACGAUGGGUGCAGGUUUCUGGCUCUGCUUUUGGGGAUGAGCCCCAGCCGUGCACCAAACCCAGACCCCACCGCCACCGUGGGGAUGGGGAAAGCUCAUCCCCCCUCUAUUCUCUCCCAGGGCCCCAGUUCCUCCCUUUCAUCCCCAAAAUGCCACCUCCUCGCCCACGCAGCGAGCUGCCAGCGCAGAGCCGCGUUAAUGAGACGUUUCCCUUUCCUCUUACGCUGUUUUCCUUCACCCUCCCCAUCCGCGGGGGCACAGCCUUCCCCAAAUUCCGCGCAGCGCCCCAUUGAAGUGUCACUCCCGCUCCCAAGACGACGUGGGUUGAUUCAUCGCUGCUGAUAAAUUUAAACCCUUGUGUUUGUGCCAUUGUUCUCCCCAUCCGUGUUUUCCCCUCUUCCUCAAUAAAGCCCCCUCGCUCUGACAAGUGCUGCUGGGGGAUGUUCCCUCCCCAGGAACAGGGUGGGGAACGCUGGGGUUUGUUCCCAAAUGACUUCAGCAGCUCCAGACCAGGGACCACGUAGGGCAGUGCCACCAGCCCAGCGCUGCACACGCUGCAAUGUGGCCCCACACAGGGGCUCGGGGUGUCCAAGAGCCAGGAAGGUGCCGAGCUCAAGCCCUCACCUUUCAUCCACCCUAAGAACAUUUUCCAGCUUGUCAAGAGGACAUCACCUUUACAGAGUGAUACCCUCUUUGGGAGGCAUUCACACCACAAAGGAAUGCAUCGAGAAUCCAAACCCAGGCUUACUGGCAACUUAACCCAACCCAACCCCAUGCCAACCCCAAC